AUGCCCAUUGCUCGCCGACUCUCUUCACGCCCGUCGACGCGUCCUUCUACGCCAUCCCAGCACUUGCUCCAGCCAGAAGUAGACACCGAGAAGCCGUUAUGGAGCAAGACGCCGCUAUUGAGGUCGGAGAAGAUGUCCGACAGAUUGGGAUGUGAUGUGUAUCUGAAGCUUGAGAACCUCCAACCACCCCUGUCAUUCAAGUACCGUGGCAUAUCCCUCUUCGCCCAGCGCGCAUUGGACGGCCACGGUCCGAAUGUACAUCUCAUCUCCGCUUCCUCUGGCAACACCGGCCUCGCCCUCGCGUACAGCUGCAAGCGGCUCGGCAUCAAGUGUACGAUCUUCCUCCCCGAGGGGGCAUGCAGGAUCGUGCCCCUGCCUGAGAGGGAAGGGGCGAAGGUCGUGGUAGGAGGAAAGGAGUAUGUGGAUGCGUUGGGAGCGGCGAGGAAGGCGUUGGAGAAUGAGAAACAUGCAGUGAUGAUCCCCUCGUAUGACGACCCCAUAAUAUGGGAAGGACAUGUCUCCAUGGUGCACGAGAUCAAGAGACAACUUCCCCCCGGCGAGCGCCCUGCAGCGAUCUUCUGCGCCGUAGGAGGCGGAGGCCUACUGGGUGGAAUCAUGCAAGGUUGUACCGAGGUCGGGUGGCCUGACGUCAACAUCGUUGGAUGCGAGACUGUGGGAUCCAACUGUUUCCACCGUACGAUGGUCGCCAACUCCUCCUUUGCCAGCGAGAAGGGCAAAAUCCCUCUUAUCCCGGCCUCUCUCGCAAAUGGUGUCACUCUGCAGAAGGAAGGAAGCGUGAAGAUAGCUUCUCUGGACAAACUUGACUCUCGUGCUGCGUCCUUGGGUGCGACCGCCCCUUCUGCAAGAGUCGUCUCAACCAUUCUGAAGAGAGGAAGAGUGUGCUGCAUGUCUGUUCCCGAUCCGCUUAGCAUGGAAGCGUGUGCACUCUUUGCGGAGGAACAUAAGAUGCUUGUAGAACUCGCCUGCGGUACCGUCCUGGUACCUGCCUACAAUCCAGCUCUGUAUCAUACCAUCCUUGCCUACCAUCCCACCCUAGAGAAUGACCCAGAGACCCGCCGACCGCUCGUGUUUAUCGUUUGCGGCGGCGCUAAGAUCUCCGUGAAAGAGAUCGAAGAAUAUGACACUAUCGCCGAGAAGGAGGCAAGGUCGCACCAGUUCGCAUUCAUAGAUCGCAUAAAGACGGAAUGGUAGAUGUUGUAAUACACACGCAUUUCA
Dacryopinax primogenitus is the source of this 1236-nucleotide messenger RNA. RefSeq names its product tryptophan synthase beta subunit-like PLP-dependent enzyme. Gene Ontology annotation, biological process: L-threonine catabolic process; L-serine catabolic process. The record is from RefSeq and is a predicted model, not a curated record. Lineage: Eukaryota; Fungi; Basidiomycota; Dacrymycetes; Dacrymycetales; Dacrymycetaceae. The coding region runs from base 1 to 1212 and encodes 403 amino acids. The transcript has 6 exons. Gene Ontology annotation, molecular function: L-serine ammonia-lyase activity; threonine deaminase activity.